Messenger RNA from Vicia faba (fava bean), 321 nucleotides. NCBI's taxonomy places the organism in Eukaryota, Viridiplantae, Streptophyta, Magnoliopsida, Fabales, Fabaceae. The record is from the annotation of a GenBank genome assembly.
AUGGACAAACAAAAGGUGUCUAUUGAGGUAAAAACUCAUUUAGAGGAGAAUGGAAUUGAAAUUAAAGAGUAUACAGAAGUAAGCAUAGACGUGGCAUUACUUGCAACUAAUGAGCUUGGUUUUGUGUCUACUACCAAAAAUGUAAAUGGUAAACAUCAAACGGGAGAAGAGAGUAGCAACCUCAUAUGGGCUAAUCUAGCUUCAUGCUGUUAUGAUUUGUAUUCAAAACUGAACCCUGAUACAGUUCUCUUGCAACAAUCACCUCUGGCUCUUCCAAAGGCUUUAAAGGUUGAAGCGCAAGGGCGCUGGUGCUGGAACUAA